Medicago truncatula (barrel medic) is the source of this 1051-nucleotide messenger RNA. RefSeq names its product vacuolar iron transporter 1. The transcript has 4 exons. The record is from RefSeq and is a predicted model, not a curated record. The coding region runs from base 140 to 889 and encodes 249 amino acids. Lineage: Eukaryota; Viridiplantae; Streptophyta; Magnoliopsida; Fabales; Fabaceae. Gene Ontology annotation, biological process: intracellular manganese ion homeostasis. Gene Ontology annotation, molecular function: manganese ion transmembrane transporter activity.
CGAUCCCAAUGGCGACGUUUGGGUUAUAGCAGUAGUAUACAAUUGCGCAGCAUAUAUAACAACAGUUGCACAUUAGGCUUUGUUUGGAUUCCAAUUCUAAAAUCACUUCUAGUAGUAGUAAUCACAUACACUACUUCAAAUGGCUGGUAAUGGCGACGAACACAGACUAAACCUUGAACCUGAGAAACAGAGCCUUCUCAAUCGCCACACUGAAAAGCACUUCACCGCGGGUGAAAUCGUCCGUGACAUCAUCAUUGGCGUUUCCGAUGGCCUCACCGUCCCUUUCGCCCUCGCCGCCGGUCUCUCUGGCGCCAAUGCUACUUCUUCCAUCGUCCUCACUGCUGGCAUCGCCGAAGUCGCCGCCGGCGCCAUCUCCAUGGGUCUCGGAGGGUAUUUGGCUGCAAAAGGUGAAGCUGAUCAUUACAAUAGAGAAUUGAAAAGGGAACAAGAAGAAAUCGUUACAGUACCAGAAACUGAAGCAGCUGAGGUGGCAGAAAUAUUGGCUGAGUAUGGAAUAGAGGCACAUGAAUAUGGACCUGUGGUGAAUGCUCUGAGAAAGAAUCCUCAAGCAUGGCUUGAUUUCAUGAUGAAGUUUGAGUUGGGACUAGAGAAGCCAGAUCCGAGAAGAGCAUUGUAUAGUGCAAUGACAAUUGCUAUUGCUUACGUAUUGGGUGGAAUUGUUCCUCUCAUUCCUUACAUGUUCAUUCGAAAUGCAUCAGAGGCUGUUCUUGUUUCAGUGGUGGUUACAUUGAUUGCUUUGCUUAUCUUUGGCUUUGUCAAGGGAUCCUUCACCGGCAACAAGCCAAUCAGGAGUGCUUUGGAAACUGCUCUAAUUGGUGCCAUUGCCUCUGCGGCUGCUUAUGGUUUGGCAAAGGCUUUCCAUCCAUAGUUUCAUGCUCUUUCAGAACUAUUAUUUUCUACUUCUUGUCUAUUAGAUGCUACUUGUGGUGGUAACUGGCAACAAUUUUCAGUUUCUUGCCACAUUUUCAUGAACCAUUUAACUUUUGGCUUGAAAUUUUUGUGGUUGAUAUCAAUUUGCAUUUUAAUCGUC